Messenger RNA from Aspergillus puulaauensis, 1917 nucleotides. RefSeq lists its product as uncharacterized. Gene Ontology annotation, biological process: transmembrane transport. The coding region runs from base 1 to 1917 and encodes 638 amino acids. Lineage: Eukaryota; Fungi; Ascomycota; Eurotiomycetes; Eurotiales; Aspergillaceae. Gene Ontology annotation, molecular function: transmembrane transporter activity. The record is from RefSeq and is a predicted model, not a curated record. The transcript has 3 exons.
AUGACCAGCUCGGGCCGAGUCCUGCAGGAGGUCGAGGAGCUGGGCGCCGAUGAUAAUAAUGUCAUCGACUUCCAGCCCAUCCACGACCACGGCCGGUCCUUUUCGGUUUCUAUUGACUCGCGAAGGCCGCCGUCAGACCACACCCCUGCUGCUGGAAGGCGCUCGCUCGACCAGAAGGAGCGUAAUGGUUAUAUCAUCCUCGAUGAAGACGACUGCUACGAGGAGCUGGGAUUCUGCUUCCCGUCCUGGAGGAAAUGGAUGAUUAUCACCGUAAUCUUCCUCGUCCAGACCUCGAUGAACUUCAACACCAGCCUGUAUUCCAAUGCCAUUAGCGGUAUUUCAGAGGAAUUCGGCGUCAGUCUCCAGGCGGCUCGCUGUGGUGCCAUGAUCUACCUCGUAACUUAUGCGUUUGGCUGCGAGUUGUGGGCGCCGUGGAGUGAGGAGCUAGGGCGCAAGCCUAUUCUGCAGCUGAGUAUGCUCCUCACGAAUCUCUGGCAGCUGCCUGUCGCCCUUGCGCCGAAUUUCGCUACGAUCAUGGUUGGUCGCGCGUUUGGAGGCCUCAGUCUGGCCGGGGGCUCUGUCACGCUGGGAAUGAUUGCAGACCUGUGGGAGCCCGAGAAUCAACACUACGCAGUAGCCUGUGUGGUCUUCUCCUCGGUCGGUGGCUCAGUUCUUGGGCCUCUGAUCGGAGGCUUUGUUGAGGCAUUCCAACCCUGGCCUUGGGCGAUGUGGAUUCAGUUGAUCUUUGGUGGAUUUGUUCAGCUCUGCCACCUGGUGCUUGUCCCUGAAACCCGGUCAACGAUCAUGAUCAACAACUACGCGAAGAAGCAGCGCAAGGAGACCGGGCUGAAUGUCUGUGGUCCUGACGAGUUCCUGUCCUUCAAGGAGCGCUUCUCUGUGAAACAGAUCAUCAGCCAUAUGACCCGUCCUUUCCGGAUGCUGGCCAUGGAGCCCAUCGUGCUGACCCUGUCGCUGCUCAGUGGAUUCAGCGAUGCACUGAUCUUCAUGUUUAUCCAGUCCUUUAGUCUGGUGUACGCGCAGUGGAACUUCAGUACUGUGGCCAUAGGCCUUUCAUUCAUCCCUAUCCUAGUGGGAUAUAUCAUUGCCUGGCUCAGCAUGUACCCAGUGCUGCACCGCAACUCCAUAAAGCGCAAGAAGAACCCCGACGACGAGCACGCGCAGUACGAAUCGCGACUCUGGUGGUUACUCUAUACAGCGCCGUGCCUCCCCAUCGGCUUGAUUGGCUUUGCAUGGACGAGUCUGGGGCCCCCGCUGCACUGGAUCGGAACUAUGGUCUUUGCAGCUAUCGUGGGCAUUGCGAACUAUACCAUCUACAUGACGACAAUCGACUAUAUGGUCUGCGCCUACGGUCCUUACUCUGCAUCCGCAACCGGUGGCAAUGGCUUCGCCAGAGAUAUCCUCGCCGGUGCUCUCACCGUCCCUGCCACUCCAUUCUUCAGCAACAUUGGUGCCCCAACCCGCAACCUCGAAUAUGCCUCUACAAUCCUCUUCUGCAUCUCCUGCCUCCUCGUCCUCUCCGUCUACAUCAUCUACUGGAAAGGCCCCGUCAUGCGCAAAAAGUCCCCCUUCGCACAGCAACUCUCCGACGCCCGCAAGGAAAGCGCCAGCCGUCGCGCCUCGCUCUCCUACACCGGCUCGCGCCCGGUCUCGCGCAGACCGAGCAUGGUGCCUGCUGGGUCAGCUCCUGCGUCGCGGAGGGCUUCUCGCGCGAAACCCGGAUCGAAGCCGGCGUCGAGGAGACCUUCCCGAGAGAUAGAGAAGGAGAAGGCUGGAUCGAAGCCGGCGUCGCGUAGACCUUCUGAUGAGAAAGAGAGAGAGAAGCCUGCUGGGUCGAAGCCGGCGUCUCGUAGGGUCUCUUUUGAGAAACCGGCGUCGAGGCGUGCGUCGCGUGGAUAG